CAGGUCUCGGGCCCUCAGGCGGAGCGGCGGGCGCCGGACCCCCAGGUGGAGCGACAGGUCUCGGGCCCUCAGGCGGAGCGGCGGGCGCCGGACCCCCAGGCGGAGCGACAGGUGGAGCAACAGGUCUCGGGCCCUCAGGCGGAGCGGCGGGCGCCGGACCCCCAGGUCUCGGGUCCCCAGACGAAGCGGCGGGCACCGAGUCACCAGGCACGACAGUGGGCACCGAGUUGUCUGGCAAGACUGCGGGCACCGAGUUGUCUGGCAAGACUGCGGGCACCGAGUCGUCUGGCAAGACUGCGGGCACCGAGUCGUCUGGCGGAACAGCGGGCAUCGAGUCAACUGGCGGGACUGCGGGCACCGAGUCGUCUGGCAAGACUGCGGGCACCGAGAGUCGUCUGGCGGAACUGCGGG
Messenger RNA from Staurois parvus, 411 nucleotides. The record is from the annotation of a GenBank genome assembly. Lineage: Eukaryota; Metazoa; Chordata; Amphibia; Anura; Ranidae.